This is a messenger RNA of Gregarina niphandrodes, 609 nucleotides long. Its product is annotated as putative ubiquitin-conjugating enzyme E2. Gene Ontology annotation, biological process: proteasome-mediated ubiquitin-dependent protein catabolic process; protein polyubiquitination. The transcript has 4 exons. NCBI's taxonomy places the organism in Eukaryota, Apicomplexa, Conoidasida, Eugregarinorida, Gregarinidae. The coding region runs from base 1 to 609 and encodes 202 amino acids. Gene Ontology annotation, cellular component: nucleus. Gene Ontology annotation, molecular function: protein binding; ubiquitin conjugating enzyme activity. The record is from RefSeq and is a predicted model, not a curated record.
AUGCAAAACCGUGCACAAGGGGAGAAACGUUUGCUGAGAGAAAUUCAAGCCAUUGAAGAGGACUCUCGGCAUAACCCGGACCCGGAUGUGACGGCGCAAUUAGUUCACGGAGAUUUGAGGCACUGGAUCGGUAGAAUAAAAGGUCCGGUCGGCACUCCUUACGAAGGUGGAUACUAUUUCCUGGACAUAGCCAUACCAGAAGAGUAUCCUUACGUUCCUCCCAAAAUGAAGUUCGAUACUCGUGUAUGGCACCCCAAUGUGUCGUCCCAGACUGGAGCGAUUUGCCUGGACAUUCUGAAAAAUGAAUGGUCACCAGCCCUCACAAUAAGAACUGCGCUGCUGUCAGUAGAAGCAUUGUUGGCAGCUCCGGAGCCAGAUGACCCUCAAGACGCGGAGGUUGCAAACCUAUGUAAAAAUCAUCCAGAACAGCACGCCGCUAAAGCCCGGCAGUGGAGAGAUACCUAUGCUGCGGACAAGAACUGGCCUUAUGAGGCGAAGGUUAAGAAUUUAGUAGAUAUGGGCAUUCCUGCUGACCGUGCCAGGGCUGCGCUGCAGAAGCAGAAUUGGGAUGUGAAUGCUGCCGCAAACGAAUGCUUCGGAGAUAUGUAA